Messenger RNA from Leptopilina boulardi, 3675 nucleotides. It is a transcript of the gene scny, whose product is annotated as ubiquitin carboxyl-terminal hydrolase 36. Gene Ontology annotation, molecular function: cysteine-type deubiquitinase activity; cysteine-type endopeptidase activity. The coding region runs from base 453 to 3119 and encodes 888 amino acids. Gene Ontology annotation, cellular component: nucleus; cytosol. The transcript is spliced from 7 exons. Gene Ontology annotation, biological process: regulation of apoptotic process; protein deubiquitination. Lineage: Eukaryota; Metazoa; Arthropoda; Insecta; Hymenoptera; Figitidae. The record is from RefSeq and is a predicted model, not a curated record.
GCAAAUGGCCGCCAUCAUGGUGAAGUAGAAUCUGAUUGUUUUCGCGUACUAAGAAAUUUAAUCGAAAAAAAUGUUGUGCCCGUGCGAUAAGAGAAGCUUUGGAUGAACAAAAAAAACGGUAUAAGUGAGCUUUUUAAUCUUGAUAAUUUAAAAAGAGUGAGUGAUACGAACUAAUGUGUUAAAUUCAUGAUUAUCUUCGACGUGGAUGGACACGCGCCCAAUUCUUAUCCGGCAACCGCAUUAAAAUAUGCAGAACUUGGAAAUCAUUUAUAAUCGAUAAUUCAUCUAUCCUGUGAUCAGUAUUAUCACAAUAAACACUUUGUUUAAUGGUGAUUCAAGUUGCAAGAUGAAAUUCCUAUUAGAAAUGAUGGUGAUUGUGUAUCAUAAAAGAGAAGAUCUGUGAGUAAUUUUUUUAUAAAGUAUCGAAAACAAAUUAAAAUAAAAAAAUAGUUAUGCCUGCUGUUAGUAUUUGCGAUUCCGUCGCGGUGGUCCUCCGCAACAGUUUGGAGAAUAGCCAGUCUAAAUCAGACGACCUGUCGAUUACAAUAGCGGACAGUAUUUCACGAAUUGCGGAAAGUAGUAUUGAAUACGAAAAGAAAGCACAGACCUGUAAGGCCAGAGAAGGACUUGAUCCUAUUAAAUUGAAGAUUGCGACUUUUUAUACUAUCAAUACGGAAAUAACGGAUAGUGGAAAUAUGAAAGAGGGUGCCUCAUGUUCAAAACGAACAAACGCCAGAAAGACUGAACCCACAUUACCGGAAGCAAAAUCCGUUUUAUAUCCAGCGAAUAAAAUUGUUUUAGGAUGGAAAGACAAUUUUCCAAUUGGCGCUGGAAUGAUAAAUGUCAGUAAUUCAUGCUAUUUAAAUAGCACACUGCAGGCUCUUUUUCAUGUUCCGGCUCUUGUUAAUUGGCUAUUAUCUGACAGUCACCAUAGCUCAGGUUGUGAUCAGAAUGAUGGAGGUGAGUGCCUUACUUGUUCCAUGGCAAAGACUUUAAAAUUUAGCCAUCAAAAGACGGGGGAUGCUUUCAGACCAUUUCUCAUUUAUAAUAAACUUAAACUAAUUUGUAGAACUAUGUCACCGGGAGACCAAGAAGAUGCUCACGAAUUUUUACGUUAUUUAUUGGAGGGAAUGGAGAAAGCAUACUUGAUAAGACAUAAGGCAACUAAAUUAGACAAUUAUUCAAAGGAAACAACACCGGUGAAUCAAAUUUUUGGCGGUUAUUUUCGCACAGAAGUAAAGUGCCUCCAGUGCGAUCAUAUAUCGACGACAUUUUCACAUUUUCAGGACUUAUUGGUUGAUAUCAGGAAAGCAAAUACUUUAGAUGAAGCGCUUUCUAGUUAUUUUAGUCAAGAGCAUUUAGAUAACAAUGACUAUAAAUGCGAAGCAUGUAAGCGACGAGUUCCUGCCACUAAACAAUUUAGUUUAGAAAGACCACCAAAAGUGCUUUGCGUACAACUUAAACGAUUCAGUCAUAUGGGUGGUAAGAAUAUGAAGAAUAUUGGAUUCAAACAAACAGUUGAUAUGGGUCCAUAUUUGUGGCGUGAAAAAGGUGAACCACAGAAAAAAUUGAAUUAUAAAUUAACAUCAAUGGUAACACACAUGGGACCUUCAGUUAAUUGCGGUCAUUAUACAGCCGUUGCCCAAGUAUCAUCAGGGAAAUAUUAUACAUUCGAUGAUUCGUCUGUUCGUCAAAUAAGCUUAAAUACAGUAUUGAAUACAAAUGCUUAUAUAAUGAUUUUUGAAAUGGAACCUGAGAAUCAAAAUCAUUUGAAUAGUCAUCAAAAUAUCAAAGUAAAUGGAUCAUUAACGGCGAAAAAUUUUUCACCAAUUACAAUAAAUAAUGCCGAGAAACUUGCGGCAAAACCCUCGACAUCGGGUAUUGUUACACAAAAUGGUUUUGACAAUAAUGGCUCAAAACAUAAAGAACUGAAUCAAUCAAUUAAUUGUCAAUCUACGUCGUCGUCGUCGUCAACCUCGUCAUCGCCACAAAAAACCAAUGGUCUUCACAGUACUAACGGUCAAAAGAGUUCCAAUUUCAUUGGUCCUUUAUUACCUCAAAAAAUACAGGAAAAAUCUCAACCACGUUUAGUGUUACAUUCGAAAAAUGGCAAAGUAUUGAAUGGUAGUAGUUUAGUACCAUACGAUGGAUCGAGUGACGAUGAUGAAAAUAAUUCCAUUAGUACAUCGAAAUCACAAAAUAAUUCCGAGAAUACUAAUAAUUUGAAACCAAAUCCAUUUAAUAGUGGUAAUAGCCAAAAAGUGCUAACUCCGAAAAAUGAAUCGCCAAUAAAAUCAGGAACAAAUUCAUCCAAAGAUUCAUCAUCGUCGUUUAAGUCGAAUGGAAAUGGUUUUACGCCAUUUUCAAAGUCUGUUUAUAGUGGUAUACUUCAGACAACAAAGCAAAAUAAUGGAACUGUUAAUGGUAAUGGAAUUAAUAAAAAUCAUCAAAAUACAUCGCCAAAACAUCAUCAAAAUGGAAAAUUUGAUAGUAAUGGAAAAAUGGAAAACAAUGGCAAGGAUAAAUGGUUUAGUCCAACAAAAGCAAAAAACAACGAUGAUGGAUCUUUAGCGGCUAGCAGUAAUGGUUGGCAAGUUUCAAAGGAUACUCAGGCACCAUCUUCAACGGCCAUUCCAAAUGGAUGGUCCGUUACUGAUAACAAUCGGGAAGAUAAUGGAAAAUACAAUUACAAUUCAACUCCAAAUGCCGCGGCAUUUCGUGAUUUUAAUGGGACAAAUCGUUCCGAAACGGUGUCACAUUUAUUGAAGACAUCGCAUCGUGGUUAUGGAAGUAAUUCUGUAACGAAUUGGAAUGGCGGAAGAUCGCGAUUAGAACGAGAAGUUGAUGACGAAAGACGACAAGAAAGGAAACGUCAUUUGGAUCCUGACGAUGAAGAAAUCGAUAGAGGUCGCACGAAGAAAAUGAAAAUUCAUCGUGAAUAUAAUCGUUUUAAUGUAUUUCAAGAAUAUCAAAAUAUGAAAAGCGGACAACGUCCAAUGGGUUAUCAUCGAAGAAAUUAUUACAAUACAUCAUCUCAUAAUAGAGCACGAUACAAUAAUAGGCCCAAUUAUCACAGAUAUAAUCAAAGUCAAAAUCGCAAUCACUGGCAACGCAGAUAGAAAAGGAAAAGUGCAGUGAAAUGCGCUUUUUAAAAAUGAGCGUUCUAUAUAAUUGAUUUUUUUUUCAUUUAAAAAUUGUCGAUUUUCUCAAUAUUUCGACGAAUGAGAAUUUAGUGGAUAAAAAUAAUUCGCAGCCAACGUUGCAUUUCGAAUUAAUUGAAUAUUUUCUCAAGACUAUUGACAUGUUUUGACUGCUAGAACACUCUAUCCUCGUUUUAAAUAGAUUAACAAAAAAAAAAUCUAAUAAAAAAAAGACAGAUUUUUUCGUUUCUGCUUUUAUCGAGGAUAUGUAAAAAGAGAUAGAUAGAGUGAGAGAGAAGGAGAGAAACAAAGAGAGGGGUAAAAAACGGUUUUAGACCAUUUUUUAUGUCUAAAAUAAAAACCGAAAAAAUUUUAGGGGGAAUUGUCGUGUUUCUUUUAUUUAAUAUACUUUUUUUUCUCUAAAUAGAAAAUGCAUGUUUUUCAUGUACUUUUAGUGAACAUGAGUUUUUUUUUUUAGAUUUUAUUUGUGGGAUAUAAUUACUAAUAAAAAUAUCAAUAAAAGUUCCUUAUAUUA